CCCAGUAUUUGACGAAGAGCCUCCGAGAAGGAAAGUCUUACAAGUUUUUUUUUAUGACUGGUAUAUUUCUGAGCAUUUUAGAGUCAAUACGUCGAGCGUAACCAUGGGAAUCAAGGUCUAUGUAACCAGUAUUUCAUGCUCAAGCGAGGUUAGAAAACGACAACAACUCGUGAAUUUUCUUCUGGAUGGUAACAGAGUUGACCAUGAAAAGAUUGAUGUUGCUGUAGAUGAAAACAUCAAGAAGGGAAUGUGGGAGCUGUGUACUAAGAAGCCAAAAAAGGGGAAACCACAGCCUCCCCAGUUCUUCAAAGACGACGAGUAUUUAGGAGAUUAUGAAGACUUCGAAAAGGCUAAAGAAAGUGAAAAGUUGUGGCAGUUUUUGAAAAUCAAUGAUCCAACUCCCAAACCGAAAAAAAGGUUCCGUCGAGAAGACAGUGUAGACGAAGAACCAGUGAAAGAAGAAGAAGUGGCGGCCAAAGAGGAUGUUACUGUAGAGGCUGCCGUGGAUGAAGAUGAUGCAAAAGCAAGUGAUGGGGAAGAGGAAGAAGAUGAUGAGAAAGAAGCUGAAAGUGAUGAAGAAGGUGAUGAAAAGAAAAAAGAAGAUACAGAAGGAUCAGAGGCAGAAGAUGAUGACGGUGAGAAGAAUGAAAAGGGAGGGGAUGAGGAAGAAGAAGAAGAAAAGAAAAAGGAGACGGGCGAAGAUGAUGAGUUAAUGGCUCUCCUUGGAGGAGGAAAAGGAGAAUCGGAACAAACAGAAGAUGUAGAAGAAAAGACGGAAGAAAAAAGCGAGGAAGAUGAUUUAAUGGCUCUCCUUGGAGGGGGCAAGGAAGGGUCAGAGCAAAAAGAAGAAAUAGAAGAAAAGACAGAAGAAAAGAGUGAGGAGGAUGAUCUAAUGGCUCUCCUUGGAGGAGGAAAGGGAGGAUCAGAACAACAAGAAGAGGUAGAAGAAAGGAUUGAAGAAAAGACUGAGGAUGAAGAUUUGAUGGCUCUUUUAGGUGGAAGUAAAACUAAUGAUGAUGAAGAAGCUGCAGGAGAGGAAGAGGGGGAGGAGGAGGAAAAGGAGGAGGAAAAAGAGGAGGAAGAGGGGGAUGGGAAAGAGGAGGAGGAAGAAGAGGGGAUUGCAGAUAAUGAAACAGAGGAUAAGGAAGAAGAGGAAAUGGCUGAUGAGACAGAAGAGAAAAAAGACGAAACGACAGAGGAAGAUGAUAUAAUGGCUCUUUUAGGGGGAGGAGCAACUAAAAAAGAUGAUGAAAAAGAAGAACAGGACAAAAACAAAGAGGAAGUGUCAGUGGAGGAAAAUACAGAAGCAAAAUCAGAAGAUACUGAACCCGAAAAAGUAGAAGAGAAAGAGGAAGAUAAAAAAGAGGAAGUGGAAGAAGAGAAGAAGGAGGAAGACGAUGAUUUAAUGGCUCUUUUGGGAGGCAAAUCAAAGAAAGACGAUGAAGAUGAAGAUUCUUCUAGAAGUCCAUACAGAAGCCCAUACAGUCGAAGAAAGUGGGCUGAUGAUGACGAUGAUGAAGAUUCAGGUAUGAGAUUCUUGAGGUCAGGAAGUGGAAGAAGAAGAAGACAAUUAGAUGAUGAAGAUGAAGAUGUCAUGGCAUUUCUUGGGUAAUCAAAUAUGCGACGAAUAUUUACAGUUAUCCCUGCCAGUUACUAGUCAUAAACAGACAUAUGAACAUUGUGCUACGUGAUUUAUUUAAUAAUAAUACAAAACCAAAAACCAUUAGCAAUAAGUAAGUAAGUAACUAGCUAAUUAAUUAAUGUGUACAUAAACACAAAAUUUAACCUAAAAUGUUCAGGCCAAACUAUAAAUAUUUAGACUUUUAGGACACAAUAUUUGCUCUCUAACAAAAAAUCACAAUGGAUUGGUUCUUUUAGAGGGAUAGAGCCAUUUCUCUUUCUUUUCCUUAGAUGGACAUCACGUCAUUCUUUGUCUCCAAGUGGUAUUUUUAAUUUUGCUGAGGCUUUAUGCUAAUUUAUCCCCAUCCGAUGAGAAAUGAUUGUCUGCCCCUAAACUGACUGGUUCUUCUGCUCACGUGAUAUGUAUGUAUAUGUAAAUAAAUUUUAUUUUCAC
Molecule: messenger RNA, 2074 nt
Organism: Saccoglossus kowalevskii
Lineage: Eukaryota; Metazoa; Hemichordata; Enteropneusta; Harrimaniidae
Cellular component (GO): cytoplasm
Source: RefSeq, a predicted model, not a curated record